AUGGCGUUCGUGGCCACAGACUGGACCUCUCCACUCGCUCUUGAUUCAUCUCUGAUACCUAUGCUUUUACAUCUUUUGCCAAUGGAUUUUUGCUCACCUUCCACAGCCUAUGCACCCAUUCAGCCUUGUGUAUCAGCUCGACCUACUAUGUCUCACACCUCCACAGACCAGUCAGAUAGGAUUUUUAGUCCAAGGAUUGACGUCAUAGCCGUAUACGCUGAAAGAGGAAGGGAAAUGAUCGCACGAGAAGAUAACUAUCGAGCGAAGCUAACUGAUGAAAGGAAAAUCCGCUCAAUUCGCUCAAAACUGAGGAACAAAGUGAUUUUGCAAAGAAGUUUGGAGGAAGACAUUAAUGCAGAGAAAAGCUUCGUGGAGAGUUUAAAUUCAAGCAAAUCUACUUUGGCAGGAAACAGAAAAAAAUCGCCUCCUGCAGUUCGACCACUAAAUGAGUCAAGUAACUACUCCACCAAAACACUAACCAGGGAUUUACGGAUGCUGGGAAAGAAGUUAGAUGAAAUCCAACUGAAACUUGGACAACCUGCUGCUACGUUGGAAAACUCUUCAAUAAGCGACUCGCAAAGAACAGAGUUGAUACCGGAAGAGGAUUCAAGGCAAGAGAGCAGAUCUGAGGAAGAGCUGGAACCAUUGCCUCUGAACUACGACGAGACAGGUCCAACGCAGAAUCCCAUGGUCGAAAUGGAACGACUUGAUCUUAGCCUACUUUCACCAUCUAUAGACGUGGGGAGAAGAAAGAUUCUUGAGAAAUCACCGGCAAAACCCACAAAAGGAUCACUCUCCCAACCAGAGUGGAUGAGGCUCAUUCCACUUGAGGGAACUAAUUCUAGUAGAUUCCCUUUACUUCACUACAGCCCUCCUCAGCAUAAAGAAAGGAAGGAAUCGAAAACGGAAAGAAGCACACAAACGGGGAUUUCCCAACAGCCAUUAGCUGAGAAGGGAUGUCAGACAAAGGAGGAUGAACGCAUACCACCAGACAGCGGAUUUUUGGAUACACUUGAGAGGUCGCCGCGGAAGAAAGUGGAAAUAAUUCAGCCGAUGUCUCGGCAGAACAUUGAAGAAAUGUUAAGCCAAAUGUAA
This is a messenger RNA of Strongylus vulgaris, 1095 nucleotides long. Lineage: Eukaryota; Metazoa; Nematoda; Chromadorea; Rhabditida; Strongylidae. The record is from the annotation of a GenBank genome assembly.